Molecule: messenger RNA, 5878 nt
Organism: Hippoglossus stenolepis (Pacific halibut)
Lineage: Eukaryota; Metazoa; Chordata; Actinopteri; Pleuronectiformes; Pleuronectidae
Gene: dnajc6
Product: DnaJ (Hsp40) homolog, subfamily C, member 6
Biological process (GO): clathrin-dependent endocytosis; synaptic vesicle uncoating
Cellular component (GO): intracellular membrane-bounded organelle; vesicle; cytoplasm
Molecular function (GO): clathrin binding
Source: RefSeq, a predicted model, not a curated record
AUAUUUCUCCCCAUCUCACCAGAGGAGACCGGUCGUCCUGUCCUCUCCUCUCCUCCCCGGACAUGUGGUGCACUGGGCGGCAGCAGCAGUUGUAGAAGCAGCAGCUCUGUGGUGGAGGAGGUGGUGGUGGUGGUGGUGGUGCAGCCUCGGCGCGUCCUCCGGGUGCCUCCUUUUGUCUUUUAACUCCUCUUCUGUGUCCGUCGGUAAUGAGCUUGCUGGGGGCCUACAAGAAAAAGACCAGUUACGAUGGCUAUGAAUCUUUGCAGUUGGUCGAUAGCGGCGGGGAGAGCUUCAGUGUCGGCAGCGGCGCAGGAGGAGGAGGGGAGGGAGGAGGAGGAGGAGGAGGAGGAGGCGGCAGCGGCUUACUCGGAGGCUCCAUAGCAGCCACACUUGGACCGAAGGCGGGCCCGCUGAGAGAGGAGGACUGCAGCACCAUGGACAGCUCAGAUAUGGACGCCAAUUCUGGCGGCGGACUGCUGGACAUGGUGAAGGGAGGAGCGGGGAAGUUCUUCAGCAACUUCAAGGACAACCUGAAGGACACGCUGAAGGACACCUCCACCAAGGUCAUGCAUCAGGUUGCCACGUACACUAAAGGGGAGCUGGACAUUGCCUACAUCACAUCACGCAUCAUAGUAAUGACAUAUCCAGCGGAGUCCGUACAGAUCGGCUAUCAGAACCACGUGGAGGACAUCCGCUCCUUCCUCGACAGUCGCCACGCCGACCACUACACUGUUUUCAACCUAUCGCAGCGCAACUACCGCGGCGCCAAAUUCUCCAACAGGGUCUCCGAGUGUAAUUGGCCGUCCCGCCAGGCUCCCAGCCUCCACAACCUGUUUGCUGUGUGUAAGAACAUGCACAACUGGCUCAAGCAGAAUCCCAAGAAUGUGUGUGUCAUCACCUGCUCGGAUGGUCGCGCUCUUUCGGGCGUUCUGGUCUGUGCCAUGUUCUGCUUCUGCCACCUCUUCAACAACCCGGUUCCCGCCAUGCAGCUGCUCAGCGCCAAGAGACCAGGAUCGGGCCUCUGGCCUUCGCACCGCAGGUACAUCGGUUAUGUGUGUAGCAUGGUGUCAGAGAAGCCCAGUCUGCCUCACUCCAAGCCGCUGGUGAUCAAGGCCCUCACCAUGAGUCCGGUCCCCUGCUUCAACAAGCAGCGCAGCGGCUGUCGGCCCUUCUGUGACGUCCUCAUCGGAGAGACGAAGAUCUUCACCACCUCACAGGAGUAUGAGAGGAUGAGAGAGCACAGGGUCCAAGAAGGGAAGGUGGUGUUCCCUCUGGGCGUCAGUGUGCAAGGAGACGUCGUGGUUUCUAUCUACCACAUGAGGUCGACCAUUGGAGGACGUCUACAGGCCAAGGUGUCCAACACCCAAAUCUUCCAGAUCCAGUUCCACACUGGCUUCAUCGCUCCUGGAACCACCGUGUUACAGUUUAACAAACCCGACCUGGAUGCAUGUGACUCUCCAGAGAAGUAUCCCCAGCUGUUCCAUGUGAUCCUGGAUGUGGAGGUUGAGGGGGUGGACAAGCAAAAAGACCUGACGCCCCCGUGGGAGCAGUUCCCCUGUAAAGACCUGAGCCCCAGCGUGCUUUUCUCCUGCCACCAGGAACACCAGGACGCGCUGGCUAUCGCUGAGCCGAGCCGGCCCCCCGGGGGUCCAGAGGGUCGGGGCCACGGUGAGGAAAGUGAGCCCUCUGACGACGAGAUGCUGUCUCUCUCCAGCCAGCGCAGCAAUGCCAGCGCGGCCCCCCCGAGACCUGACCCCCCUGCCCAUGCGUCUGCAGCUCCUGCAAGUGAAGAAGUGGAUCUCCUCGGCCUGGACGGGGAGGAGAUGAACCGGCCGGCCUGCCCUUCGUCUCAGCCCCCGUCUGCCGCAGCCACCGACCUUCUAGGAGACUUGUUCGGGAGCCCGCCUCAGCCAAGCAGUGGGGCUUCAUCCGCCCAGUCCACUCCGCAUAAAGUCGUCCCCAACACUGCCUCGCCAUGUCACUCUCCUGCACCACCAGCGUUCGAUCCCUUUGGGGCCGGUCCGAUGCCCAAGCCUCAGGACGUGAUGGGCUCGUUCCUCGGACCAGGUAACGUGGGGCAGCCAGACCCCUUCCUGCAUGCUGCUCGCUCUCCGUCUCCCACCCUGCAGCCCACAGGCCUGGGUCGGAGUUCCCCCGUUCCGCCCGCCAACCCGACCGUCAACAUUCAGCAGCAAAACGCCAAGGGAGGAUGGGACUGGAACCGACCGGCCACAACCACAGGAGGAGGCUUCAGUGUGGGCAGCCACUCAGCUACCACCAGCCCCACAGGCUCACUGAACAACACCCCCACCCACCAAACAAAGCCAAGCACCCUGGACCCGUUCGCUGACAUAGGCAACCUCGGGGGAAGCCUCGGAGGAGGUUCUGGCUUCUCCAGCAAACCCACCACCCCUACUGGAACGACCCCCUCUUUCCCACCCAUGGGCUCCCCAUCACGGCCUCCUCCGUCUCCCCAGCACGCGGGAGGGUGGCAGGCUCACGCAGGAGCCGGCUUCCCCUCUUGGCAGCCGGGUGCUGCAGGCGGCGGAGGGUGGCCAGCUCAAGGACAGGGGCCCACCCCGCAGCCAAAGCCCAGCCCCAGCCACACCCCCAUGCCUCACACGUCGCCUCAGAACCGACCCAACUACAACGUCAGCUUCUCUCCAAUGGGAGGAGGCUCGCCCAGUGCGGCGGUUAAAACCCAGGCGGCCAUGGGCUCCAAGCCCAAGGCCUCACACGCCAACUUUGACGACCUUCUGUCUGGUCAAGGCUUCGCAGGGGCCAAAGAGAAGAAAGGGCCCAGGACCAUUGCAGAGAUGAGGAAGGAGGAGAUGGCCAAAGAGAUGGACCCGGAGAAAAUAAAGAUUCUGGACUGGAUCGAGGGGAAGGAGCGCAACAUCCGUGCCCUUCUGUCCACCAUGCACACCGUGCUGUGGGAGGGGGAGACGCGCUGGAAGCCCAUGGGCAUGGCCGACCUGGUCACUCCGGAGCAGGUGAAGAAGGUCUACCGCAAAGCAGUGCUGGUCGUCCACCCAGACAAGGCAACAGGACAACCGUACGAACAAUACGCCAAGAUGAUUUUCAUGGAACUAAAUGACGCCUGGUCAGAAUUUGACAGCCAAGGACAAAAACCUCUCUACUGAGUAAACAGAGGAGGGUAAAUGAUCGAGAAGGAGGAGGAUUCAUCUCAUCCUUAAAAAAUAAGUCAACAUACGACAGCCACACCCUGAAACAUCUGCCUUUAUACCCGUGCUUUGACCCGUACUUCUGUUCUUACCACACAAACUGCAGAGGAGCCAAGUGGAUCUGCAAAGAUUACAGAGCCAACAGUGCUCCGACCAGCGGUGCAACUGGACAAAUGACCACCCCCCCCUCCCCGCCCUGUAGCUCUUAUGUCCCUACCUACUGUUUGUAUGUGGUGCAACAGUGUCCUUCCUCAGUGUCCAGUGUCCUUAGCCCAGAACCAAACCACCGAUCAAAGCAGAGUCACCGGGACAGCUUGUAAAAACACAGCAAUGUCUGAUUCUGAGGAGACGGAGAUGAAAACAAAGAUGAAGGACACGCUAGAUAAGAGCAAAACUCAUCAAGGACUGAACUGAACAAGCAUUUCACAGACCAGGGCAACUGUAAGCAACAACAGGCAUUUACCCCCUUUUUUUCCGUUUGUGUGACAGUUGGAACCAUGAUCAGUUCUGUUGAAUCAAGUCCAGUCUCCCAUGAAACUGAAUGUUCCUACAAAUGAGACAGAGAGAAGCAGCAUCAAGUUACUGUUCACUUAUAACGGACAGAAGUGAAGCCAAAUGUGUUUUCCAUCCGAAAUAAGGUGUUUGGAGGAAGGAAAUAACAAAUAAUCUUUAAUGUAUGAAGCGUUACGGGCGUGAGAAGGAAUUAAAGCAACGGGAUAAUUAAAACAUUAUUAACACUAAAUAAAAUAAAACGUGCUUUUUCUUAACAGUAAGACAGAAAGCUGCAGACAUUUCAGUUCCGGGAGAGCCGCUCGUCACGGCGGCGUCUGAUGUAAUCAAGCCUCGCGUGUUUCUGUAUUUGCAGGGAAGUGGGGAUUGUACGUUUUAGGAUGAGCACAUGUACAGUUCCACACGUGAAACACCUCGAGGCCUCGUGCAUAUACUCGCUCGUACGGUAACGCAUUUCUGCAAAAGGGAGCUCGGCGAAAGCACAAACUGACGAAGGGGAAGCCAGUGUUAUUUAUUUAUUAGCUCGUUCUGUUCAUCUUCAUGUCGUUGUUGUCGGUCCGAGGAAGAAUUCAGGAUUUCGGGGCCGUUUAAGUUGAAGUCACACUGGUAACCGAUCGACUACAUAACAGGUUUUGCGUUUAUAGUCUUUUAAUGUCUGCAAUAUCUCCCCCAAUUUACAGAGAUGACGCUAAUGUGCGUAAAAACACUACAACACUUUCUGUCGCCCCCACAAACUCAACACAAAAUACCUGUAGGUUAAUUCUCUCACUGGAUCAUGUGUAAAUUGUGUUGACUAACUAUGACUGACUAUGAGGUAUUCUUUUAUUUAUUUUUGUUUGGAUAUGAGAGACAUUUCUGUCGCAGCACUGGCACUUAAUAAUACAGACAUCAUUUCAUAUCAGCCGUCAGUAAGAGCACAAUUAUCAGCGUCUUUCUGUGUAACUUAAUUCUCUGUGUGAUGGUGUCAUCCUGUCUUUCUGUCCAUGUUGUAGGGAAACUUACCCGUGACUGGAUUGGUGCCAUUUUACAAACAUGCAAAAAACAAAAAGGUGUAUUUAUUUAUUAGCAAUGGAGCAAUUGUAAUUUAAUUUUGUUUAGGGUUUGAGGUAUUUACAGGAAUCUUAACAUCCACAUUCAUCAUUGUGUUAAUGAUGGAGCUUUACUGUGAAAUCCAGCUGUUUGAUUCUGACCUUUGACCCUUGUUAUACAUUAAAGUUUAACGGUUCAGUGUGUAACUUCAUAUUUACAUCUGGAGCGGGUCCUCUCUACGGAGGCUGCCAUGUUUUUUACAGUAGCCUAAACUGGACAAACUAAACAUAAUUUGAGUUUUUAUGACAACUGAAGGCUUCCACAGUUUCUCUUACAUGCUGGGAAGGGGGAGGGGGAGGGGGAGUUGAGGGGUAUUCAGCUGCAACAUGCAACGUCACCACUAGAUGUCACUUAAUUCCACACACUGAACCUUUAAAAUCCAUCCAUUUUAACACAUUCAAAUCAUGAACCUUUUAAUUGCUCAGAUGUCACACUCUGUCUUUAUCUGAAGGAUGUUUUUCUGAUUGUCUUUCGUUCAUCAUCACGCAUUUUCUCUUUUACUGGAGUUUGUUCUUCCCCAGUUUGUUCAUCUGCUUCCAGGAUGUUGACUGAAUACGAGAGUUUGCCAUGAAGCACUGUUUCCUCAACUGGACCCAGACUGGGUUAAAUAAACGGAGGAAAUAUUUUGUCUUGACUGACUAAAAAAAGGACACUGGGUCUCGGGUUGGAAACACUAAACUCUGACCUCCAGGCUCCUGCUUCCUUCGGUGACUCACCAGACACAGGGAGUGUGUAGGAUGUGCUACUGUGCUCUGUUCACACCGAGGACCUACAUGUGAAAUAACCCUCGUACGCUCCCUCGCCGAACCGACUUCUCCACCUGCAGAAUCUUACGGAUAUGUUUAAAAAGGCUAACCUCUGUGUCGUAGUCGAUGAAUGUGUGUCGUGUGAAGUUGUGGUACGUAUGAAAGUGAUCAGGUUUGGAUACAGACGACUGUAGGUCACGUGUUUUGCCUGUCUGAUGUUCAAGUAUUACUAAAUUAUGUAAAAAAAAUUGAAAAAAAAGAUUCUGUACAUGUGUUCUGUUUACGGUUACAGGAUGUACAUAAUGAUCAAGUGCAGUGCACAGGAAUAAAUAGUAAACAGGAAAACGA